AAUUCAUUCAGUUAAACAGCUGAUAUAAUGUUCACCCAUACAAGAAUCGAUAGUAUACCUGGUAUUGGUUAUUUCUAUAAAAAACGUGAUGUUAGAAAAGGGUGUCCCAUUACAAGCAUAAGUUGCAUAAUAAUUACCUUUUUGUUGACAUUGUGGAGAAAACUUUUUGUCUCCAGAAUAGGCAAAAAAACAAAAUUUGAUCAAAAUGUGCAUAUUUCUAAAACAAACUGAUUUAAGUCCUUUAUUUUCAAAGUAUAAAAAAUACAUCUCUCAUGGUAAAAGUGUUCCAAACGUUAUUCAGUAAAAAAUUUAGUUCCUACACUUGCCAAAGAAGUUAAUUUACUGUAUUGUGAGACAUUUUGCAAUACUAUAACUACUACAUACUACAGAAACAUAGAAUUUCAUAAGCAGAACAACAUUUUUCAAAAUGUGCUCAAGCAGUGAUAUAUUUUCGCUUUUUAAUCUCAUCAUUUACGACAACUGUGCAGAAGAAGUAUUUUCCAGGUAUCAGGCUAACCACAGUUACAUAGUCUAAAGAUCGAACUUAGAAUAGGUGGCAUUUGACACAUGCCUUAAUAUUAUUUGCCAUAUUUUCAUUUCAUACUCAGAUUUGAUUAUUCCUCAAAUCAAGCAAGGAAGUUUCUUUCCAUCAUCAUUUUUCUCAGAACAGUCUAUGUUUUAUACAUAUAUCUUGGACUGUAGUAUCCGAUUACCAUUAUAUCCAUAGAAGUAAUUUUCUACCUGGUUAGCAAAUCCUUUUAUCACUGAGUAAAAUGGUACUGUAGUUAGCACACUGGACUCACAUUCAGGAGGACAACAGUUUAAACCUGUGUCCAGCCAUUCUGACUCAGGUUUUCCAUGAUUUCCCUAAAUUGCUUUAGGUAAAUGCUGGGAUGAUUCCUUUGAAGGGGCAUGGCUGACUUCCUUCCCCUUCCUUCACUAAUCUGAUUGGACCGAUGACCUCACUGUUUGGUCCCCUCCCCCGAAUCAAACAAACCAAUCCUUUAUCAAUAUAUUUUUUAUUUUGUCUUGUGAAGUGCUCUAAGUGUCUGCAAAAUUAAAUUACUGAUAUCACUGUCAGUAUAUGGACGUAUUGUAUUUAUUGCUGACACAUGAGAUUUUCCUAUUACUAAAUAAUGUUCACAUUGGUACUCACAUAUUGUGGAAGAUAGCUGAAACUGAAUGGGUAGUUUGAAAUUAUGUUUACUAACUGUUUCACAAUCUUUGGAGGAAAUGUAUUCUGUUUCAUGUAUGGUAGCCUAAAGACCAAUUCACAUUGGCUGCCAUGUCAUGACACAUCAUGUCACUGUCACAUUAGGAUGUAUUCACACUAUCUGUCACAUCACAUUGUGCCACAUCAGUUCACUUUGCCCUGUACUGAAUGGUGAAAGUGAAGCUGUCAUUUACUAUCCAUAAUGCACAAAAUUGGAGUGUAAUAUUGGAAUCGAAUGACUAACAAGUAUAAAGUUUGUUAAUGGCCAAAGCAAAUUUCAUAACGUAUGUUUUUGAUCAGUUUUUUGUGGUAAAGUGCCAAAAAUGAAAUAACAUUGCAAAAUACAGACAUUUAUUUUCUGGCAAAAAUAUGUACUUGCAGAUAUACCAAACAAUAUUUUUAAGAGAAUAAAUAAAGCCCAUUUACCUUAUCCAAUGUGUUUUUUUGCUUAUGUAAGUAAUAACAUCGAAACAAACUGUAUUCUUCUUUUUCAUUAUAGCUGACUUUUUCACUUAAAAUGUUAUUUAAUAAUAACUGCUUUAUCAACUAAUGUUCUUAUUUAUGCACAAUGGGGCAUCAGUUCUGAGCUGUUAUUGUAAAAUCAGAGUGAUUUUGCACUUUCCGAUAUCAGACUGUGUCUGUGAAACAAUAAUUAAUGGGAAAAAUAUACAACUGUGUUGGAACAUAUGCAGUUUACCACUAAAAAAAGUAUAAUAGCAAAAUAAAGUGAAUAUAUGCAGUGAAAUAAGUAAAUUUCUGAUGUUAGCAAACGGUGAAACCAUCAAAUCUUUCUUCCCAUUAAACCUUGAUGUCUCAUGAUGUUGACACUUGUGUGAAUAUAGGCAUUCGAAAUGCAUUAUGAAAUGUUUCGAUGUGGUGUGACAUGAAGUGACAGCAAGUGUGAACUGGUCUUAAUAGACGAAUGUGCUACAUUUUUUUGUCCUAAAAGUACAUUGAGAGAAAAAAAUGGCAGUUGUCUCUCAUUUCAUUGGAAAUUUUCAGAAAAAUUUUACAGCGAAAUUUUCAUAUUUAGAAGAAUUCUGGCAUUCCUUAGAACUCACAUAAUUUAGCCCUGAAAACGGAAUUUUUAAGGGAAUAUUUGAAUUGAUAAUUAUGUUUAAAGUGUAAUUUUCAGAAACUAUGAGACCAUUGUAAAUGAUGAUGUUCAUUUUACAUUUCGUCACUGAGAUGUAGAGAAGCACAUGGUUUAACAUAGUUUUUUUGGCGCCCAUUAACAAAUUUAUCCAUUUGGAUAACAGAGAUAGACUCUGGAAAAGAUUAAUUACAAUAUUUUUUCAAAUCUAAAUUUUGUUGUAAGACAUUGUUACUGAAACUCUUAACCUAGAUACUAAAUAAUGAAAUAUACAUAUGAUACUCAAAGCUAGUAAUAACUGAAUGGUGUUGAAAAUCUUUUAACUUAAUAUUUGUGAACUAAAUAAGUUAAAGCCUGUUAUAAAUUUAUUAGUAGUCAGCUAUUGUAAACAUAAAUACACAAAUUUGUAGAUGAAUUAAGUUUACAAAAUAGUUAAUUAUUUAGGAAAAACGUAUUUUUUCUUGUAUAUCAUAUGAUACCAAGUAUUUAUUUGCAGCUCAUUAAGCUAACUUUUGUAUGAUGUUGGUAUAAGUAAUCAGGUUGACAAUUACCAACAAAGAUUAACAUGAGUGGUGCUUAAGAUAAAAUUUAUUAUAUGAUUUUUUAGUCUUUAUAUUUAUAUCACCAAGCUAACAUUUCCCAUUAUAUAAAUGAGCUCUUCAAACAUAACAAUUCUAGAAAUGAUAGUCACACUUAUACCCAUUUAUCAGGCUUUCUUCUUACACAGGCACGUUGUUGCCAUUUGUUGACUUUAAAAAUUUCCAACAAAAUUUUUCUCUAGCCAUGCAAUAAAAUGGCUUGGAUUCUACCAUUAAUAUUGGGUUGUCUGUAUGCAGUAAUACUUAAUCUACUACUAUGUAUUACUGUCAUAAUCAUUUAUGUUUUUACUAGCAGUAUGCUCAGUAUACGGUAUUGGAAGACAUUAAUUAUUUGGUUACACACAAUGUACAUGUCUUAUUAUUAUUUUGCCACACAUUAAACUUUCAGAUACAUCAUGUAUGCCUAAACAACUUUCAGCGGCACACUAUACAUAACAUGUUCACUAUUUCUUCUGUGAAAGUGUUUGUGACCAAACUAUGGAACGUUGAAACUAGUUGUUCUGGUGUAUUACAGUCCAUAUUCCGUGUUCCUAACUUUAAUAUACUUAGUCCUGUAAAAUAUUAUGACUUUGCCUGACGUUUCACAACCUCUACUCUAUGAAAAUACCAUACUUUAUCGUUACUGGUGGACACAUUUUGCCACUUGCAAGAAUUAAUGCAUUGUACCUUUCCUUUCAAGAAUACAGGAGGCUGUUGACGUCAGUACAACACAAAAAUUUAACAUAUAGGAUGUGAAUUGCAGAACACUACCAACAAGGUUUCGUAAGGCAUAAUAGAGAGGUGUCAGUCGAUUUCUUGAUAUCCCAAAUAAUCGUAAACUGUUUGAUGUAAAGUGCUACAUCACCUGACUCCGUUUUACUACGACAGCGAAAAGUUUAAGUAUCCCAGUUCCCUUCACUACUGCAAUGAAUUCUAGGGAGAUGCUGCUAAAAUGCUUUGAAGUGAAUCCUGGAAAUCUUCAUUGGUAUUCGCUAGGACACUUGUCUUUGUCUGUCAGUGUCAUAAAUACCUGAAAAAAUCGUUAAAUUAUGUUUCGAAUGCUAAAUUUCUUUUCUGGUUAUUCAUCAUUUUGCUAUGCCCAGCCCUCAUUUGCAUUUAUCUCUUGGAAGCUCACAGAAGAUGAUAGUUAAAAAGGAGAAUUUGAUGUAGCGAACGAUAUCAUUUUCUUUCUCUGUUCCUGGUGCAUUAUAUUUUUCAAUGAUUUUGGCACUUAUUUUGUGUAAUCUUUGCGCAGUCCUGAUGUACUAUCAUUGAAGUUGCCGGUGAGACGUCAUCUAUGAUUUGCUUUGUAUCCAAUGAUUACAAUUAUAUAUAAUAUGGCGGGUUACAUGUUUUGAAAAGAUGUUGUGAUAGUUGAUAACAAAGGUGUUUCAGCACGAUAAUAGGUUGAAACGUAACAAGUUUACGAGACCUCAUGUGCAUAACUUCUCAGCACUGAUGAUCAGCUGUGAGGAUGAGACGUGCAUUGUUAGGACUGUAGAGUUUCCAAUCAAAGAACAACAGAAGAUGCUAUGAAGCCUCAGAGUGUGGACACAAAUGCACCACAUAAUAGAAGAUAGAAGGGAAAGAGGUUGUCUCACAAUAACAAGGAACUCCACAUUACAUUCAAAGUCAGCCCGGAACUCAUUUGUUGAAUCUGAACUACAUGACUUUGCCACUUCAUUCAGUGAUCUGGAAAUUGCAUUGCAGUUGUGGUAUUCACCCAGUCCCUGAUAGCAGAUAGUUCUGGUAACAUCUUUGUGCAGAAGUUUCAUAACACCAAGAAACAAAUCAGUGAAGGAUUACGGAACGCCAUCUGGGUUACCAUAGUGCUAAGGGUACAUUGACACAGACUGCAGCGCAGUGUCAUCGUCAUUCCUCUUGUGGUCAGUGAAUUUGCACGACUGGUGUGUGUGUUUGGAGUCAUCAGAGGUAGAUAGCCACGAGUACACUGAAGACUGGAGGAAUCCUUAAGGAAGAAGCCAGCCAAAAUCAGCAUCUACAAGGCACUUACUGGAAGAGUACGCGGCUUAGCAGCGAUUACGUGACACCGAAACCAGUGAUCGUGUGAAACUGUAAUGAGCAAUAGCUUUUGAUUAAUUUUAUGGACACUAGGAUGGAAAAUACUAAACCAGAUGUGCUGCAGGACGGUCCGCUGGACCAACAGCGGAAGGAUAACGAUAAUGUUGGAGAUGCCAAUAAUUCGUUGUCGUCUGAAGCUUCUGUUGUGGAAGACAAUCGCAAUGAAGAAGUGAAGUUUCAGAGAGACAAAGUACAUACUGAUCCUCCCGUAUUCUCCCCGCUGAAGAACUUUUCGUCCCGCCCGCCAACAGAUUCAGUAACUCAUCCUAACGUUGGGAAACCGUUGCUACUGCGGCCGUCCGUGCUAUCGGGAAGUUCCGCUGAAUUGGGAAGUGCCGCAUCGAAACCGGAUAGUGGUUCCUUUUCUUCUGCAUUUGGUGUGAGACCCAUGGCGUUUUCCUUUGCGACGGCAACUAAAGAUCAGGCAGGAUCGGCGAGGCCUUUCCUUCUGCGUCCCUCGAAACUGACAGCUCCCGUUUCGGAGCAAAACGACGGAACGGGAAAAUCUGCUGUAACGUCUAGCUUAUUCGGGGCCAAGCCCUCCAUUUCUUCCGAUUUAUCUAAGGAGCCUGCUGCCGGGUCAAGUCCGAACAAGCCCAUUUUUCUUAGGCCCUCAAAGUUGGCCGUAGCUUCACCGGAGAAGGGGUCAGAUCUCACUGCAGGUAAUGAUUCUGUUGGAGACGAAUCAAAGACUGUCGCUUCUUCUGAGUCGGGCUCAGAUGUUAGAGACGAAACAAAUGCGACGAAAUCUGCAGUUCUUAGACCUUCUCAGCUGGCUGCUACUACGGCAGAUUUGCAGAUAUCAGAAAAAACUGCACCUCCGAAGAACCCGUUCGCUAGAGUACCCGCUUUUAGCGAAGAUAAAGAGGAGAAGGAAGAGAAAGGGUUGGGAGAGAGUGGUGAUAGUCAGUGUGCAUCAGAAACUCAGGUUUCCAGUUCGACGGCGCUCCCAAAGUUUGUUCGGCUGACCACCGGAUCGUCUGUUGUCACUCCUGUGGUGUCGGUACCACCGGUCGUCAAUCCUGUUGUGACAGUGGCAUCUGCGCCCCCUACUUUUGUGUUCGGGCAGAACUUGUUAGACAGAGUAGAAACGAAGGAAAACAAUGCAGCAACUCAACAGCAUUUAGAAUCGAAUGGAGCUAAUUCCUCCGAAAUGUUGUUCACGUCGGUGAUCAGGAAGGAGGACAGCAACGACGGAAGCAACAGCGAAGGCGCGGAGAGGCCGCCGUCCAAGAGCCUGAGCGACGCGGCGAGAGAAUACGAAGAAUCGCGGGCCGCCAAGAGGAAGUACGAGGAGGUGGCCGUGGUCACCGGCGAGGAGGACGAGGCGAACGUGGUGCAGAUGAACUGCAAGCUGUACGCGUUCGAGAAGUCCAAGGGCACGUGGGUUGAGCGCGGCCGCGGCACAUUGCGUCUCAACGACCGCGAAUCGGCGCUGGGCGCACAGUCGCGCGUCGUGGUGCGCACGGCGGGCAACCUGCGCGUCGUCAUUAACACGAAGGUGUGGGCCGGCAUGGUGGUGGAGCGCGCCAGUCCCAAGAGCGUGCGCCUCACCGCCAUGGACACGACCGGCGAGGUCAAGGUCUUCCUCGUGUCCGGCUCCCAGAAGGAGACGGAGCAGCUGUACAAGUCGCUGGUGGCCCGCGUCGAGCGGCAGCGGGCUGCUAACGCGCACGCCGCGCCGCCCGCGCGCACCGACUCGGACGCCCCGCCGGCCAAUCCAGAGCCGAAGCGCGUCGCGCAGGACGCCGACACGGGGGAGCCGGCCGCGACGCUCUAGGCACUGCCUUAGCUCUCUGCUGCUAGUUAGAGUCUGCCUUGUUCGUGUCGUGGCCUAUACAUGAUCGUCAUUGUUCACAAUUCUUUUCCUUUCACACCUCUGUAUUGUAUCUGCAGAUUAACACCACCAUUUGCGCCAUUCUUCCUUCUGACAGCUUCGUCCUAGACACUGUUCUUUUUUCCAGUUUAUUUACUUGUCACGGUGUGUGUAUUUAUUUAUCCGGAUAUGUGACGAUAAAUGAUCACAUCAUGUGAACAGGAAACCGCUCGUUUAUAGGUCCACGCUGCAGAAUAGCGCUUUAAAUGUGGAUGGCGCCCUCCCCCGGGUGGCAGGUUACGUAAUCUGAAUGACGGAGUCAUGUUGUUGUUAAUAAAACACCGUCUGUAGGUACUGCCUCUCUGGAUGUUUCAUUAUCUGCUAUAAUUUCUUGGAAUGCUUUUAUUGGCGUUUCGGACAAACGGGUUAUUGUGCUGAAUUUGGGAUACUGGUAGCCUCAUCCUCGGGGCCCACAGUGGCAGUGCUGAUGUGAAAAUGUUAGUGAGCCCUGGGCCCUCAAAUGUCAGCUUUUUGAGUUUGACUUUGUGUUAACUGACACUCGGCUGCUUCGGACAUAGUCUCCUCUAACUAACCUGUUUCCCGCGGAAGUGCCGAAGUAAAGAGGCCGCUAAAAGGCGUUACACAAUUUCUUAUUUUCAUUUAAAUAUUUUACAAUUGCAGAUCUUUGCCCAAUCUGUGAUUUUUUUUUUAGCAUUUCAUUGUAAUAGAUAUAUUGGCGGCAAUGAUCGAUGUGUUCGCUAUUAUCACUCGCUUCUCAGAAGCACUGUCUUGUGUUUGUUUGUGUAAUUUAGUACUUGCCUGUACGUGUCCUACAUAGACUCGGAGACUAUUGGCACCUAUUAAAACUUGAAGUUUAUUGCUGUCCGUAUACUUGUUUGUUCUGUGAUUUGUUUCUAUGAUUAAAUUAGGAAAUAAAAUUAUCUUGUAUGGCCUUAACAGAUGAAUGUACUGAGACAAAUAAUGUAACAAUGUAGAUGUCAUUGGCGAAAUGACAAGCAUAUCAAAUGGCGUACUGAAAAUGAUUGUUUAUGGAAUAAAGAAAAUAAUUUUUGA
Schistocerca cancellata (South American locust) is the source of this 7856-nucleotide messenger RNA. It is a transcript of the gene RanBP3, whose product is annotated as ran-binding protein 3. The record is from RefSeq and is a predicted model, not a curated record. NCBI's taxonomy places the organism in Eukaryota, Metazoa, Arthropoda, Insecta, Orthoptera, Acrididae. Gene Ontology annotation, molecular function: GTPase activator activity. The coding region runs from base 4989 to 6746 and encodes 585 amino acids. Gene Ontology annotation, cellular component: cytoplasm; nuclear pore. The transcript has 8 exons. Gene Ontology annotation, biological process: protein export from nucleus.